Molecule: messenger RNA, 585 nt
Organism: Cheilinus undulatus (humphead wrasse)
Lineage: Eukaryota; Metazoa; Chordata; Actinopteri; Labriformes; Labridae
Product: guanylate cyclase activator 2B-like
Exons: 3
Coding region: 44-355 (103 amino acids)
Cellular component (GO): extracellular region
Molecular function (GO): guanylate cyclase activator activity
Source: RefSeq, a predicted model, not a curated record
UCAUCCAUGCUGUGAUCAGAAAGAAGAGACUCAUCGCGUCAAGAUGAAGACUGUCGUUCGUGUUUCAGUCUUCCUCACAGUUUUGAUCCAGCUCUCCAGAGCAGUGACGGUAAAGGAAGGAGACUUUGAGUUCUCUCUGGAGUCAGUGAAAGCUCUUGGAGCUCUGAUGACCUCAGACGAAGUCUCAGCUGAACAGGACCUGGAGGCCGUGUGCUCUCACCCUGACCUGCCCCGGGACUUCAAACCUCUGUGUCUGAGGUACGACCCUGGAGCAGCUCUGGCUCGACUCGCGGACGUUGCUUCCCACCCUGAUGACUGUGAGAUCUGUGUAUCUGUCGCCUGCUACGGCUGCUGAAGGGACAUCUACGCCGUCAGAUAUUACACAAGUUCCCAUUUAUCAUAGUGUGUUUGUGUUUUAUAGUCGCCAUAUUUUAAUGGUUUUAUGUCUGAUUUCAAGUAGGAAAGUUUUUGUAUUCUUGGUUCAUGUUUCUAAAUUUUCUUUUGCUGCCUUUGAGGAAAUCUGAAUUCAAUGUUUGAAAAAUCCUGUAAAGUUGAUUACUGUUUUCUGUAUUUUCAUCAGUGUGA